UCUUUUGAGUUACAAAAUAUUCUCAAUAUAGAUGAAACUCCUGUUUGGUUUGACAUAGCAGGGAAUGUUACAAUUAAUGAAAAAGAACAAAUUCCUUCUGGUAUUAUUGUCUGGUUUCAAAAGAAUGGAUGGAUGGAUACUAGUUUAAUAACAAGAUAUAUUGAUUAUCUUGAAGGUGAAAGAAAUCAUGAGCAUAAAACCUCAGCAAUGAUGGUAUAUGAUUUGUUUAGUAGAUAUUUGGAAGAUUCAGUAAAAAAAAAAUUUUGUGAGAAUGGAUAUGAUUUAGCAGUAAUUCCUGGUGGCUUGACUAGUAUAUGCCAACCACUUGAUAUUGCUAUAAACAAACCUUAUAAAGACUAUCUUUAUAAAGAGUGGUAUAUUUGGAUGUCAAAAGGUGGUGCAGGUAAAACUACUAAGGGAAAUCUUAGACGUACAAGAAUUAGUGAUGAAAAUAUUUCUACUGAAAUUAUUAUUCGGUCUUUUGAAUAUUGUGGUUUAUUGGGUAAUUCAGAUCAUAAUAAGGAAAAUGAAGAAUUAGAAGUUAUUGAUUUAA
Messenger RNA from Scutellospora calospora, 553 nucleotides. The record is from the annotation of a GenBank genome assembly. Lineage: Eukaryota; Fungi; Glomeromycota; Glomeromycetes; Diversisporales; Gigasporaceae.